CCUCACGUGCGGGGACUCGCUCCAGGCGCAACUUCGGAAGCGGCGGGUGCGUAGAUUUACCGAGGAUAGAACUCCGAUAAACACUCUGCAGAACCCACAACAACAGCUGUCAAGCAGCAACGCACCGAAAGCCGAUGGAAGGCUCAGCGUCGGCCUCUGCCGAAGGUGCCGACAGCCCUGUCAAUGCGCGUCCGAAAAGAUCCCGGACGGGCUGCAUGACAUGCCGGAAUCGUCGACGAAAGUGCGAUGAGGGAAAGCCGAUCUGUCAGAAUUGCAUAUCGAAAGGGUUCGAGUGUCGAUAUGCAAGUGCAUUCCAGAUACUUGGAAAGCAUAACUUCACGCCGGAAGUCAAGACUGACGUGAAAUACGCCAACGUUCGUUUCGCUGGAGAUGAUGGUGAAGAACCGGUGUCGGAGACUGCAAACCAGCCAGCAAAGGCAGCUGGGAGCCGGCAGAAUGCCCCUGCGCAGACACAGUCCGUUGUCCUUCCAGAUAGACAAGUAGGAACAACUUCAAUCGACACCAGCACCCAAAGCCAUUCGGGUCAUAAGCUCCCGCCGAACAACUACGAGUUCGCAUCGGACGGUUUGUUGGCACUUGGCUUUACUUCUGGAACGGCUCAAGGGGCGGACUUUUUUGUAGUACCAAGCGUCAGGGAAAAACAUGCGGUUUCGACAUUUGACUUUGCCAGGGAUGACAACCUGGAUCCAACUUUGAACGGCAAUAGUCUAGAGAGGCGACCUGGAGUGCAUCGAACAGAGACUGGGCAUCAGUCAACACUGAGCUUUGACACGAUAGGCCAUAGCAUGCCUGGACCAUCUCCAGGCUUCCAGAACUUUAGAGGUUCGGAAGACUUAAACCGGAUUCACGGAGCUCCAAACUCCAACGCAAUGAUUCCAGCAGGCGGCCAUCCUGCCCAUGCAGUAGCGGCGGGUCGUGACCUUGAGCUUUUGAAGUUCUACAGGUACAACAUUGCACCUUGGCUGGACAUCUGCGACACCGACCAACACUUCGGUGUGGCUCUAUUGACAAACCCAACCCAGGUACCGAGCUUGCGUGCCUCUGUCAUACGAUUGGCGGCGAGUUCCUCGAACAUGGCGUGGGUAUUGGAAGACUUGGACGUCGGCAAAAGCACGUCAGAAAGGGGCAUGAACGACAGCGCUGCGCCAAAUGCAACUCUGGAGACAGUCGUGUGCGUACUGGAUGUUCUUGCUGAUAUGAUUCCCAAUCUUGCCGCAAUCUGGCUAAGAAGCGACAGUGGGCAAAGCCGAAUGUAUCUCCUGGAGAAACUGUUACUCGAGCUUGGAUCCUCCAGUCUCAAUGCUUGUGGAUACUGGUUGUUGGUUAGGCUAGAGUUGAGUCGCGCAUUGAUGGCAGGCAAUAGCCGUAUUCCCCUCCCUUCCUUGACUGGGCAGCCUGGAGGACCCGGGAACAUCGACUCGAUAGCGCAAUGUGCAUAUGAUGCCGUCGCUCUAUGUGUGGACUCAGCCAUGUUCGCCAAAGGUGACGGUGAUCGUUGGCUCCAGCAACGUUAUGGGCUCAAUCGAGUGGAAGUGUGGAACACCCUGGUCCAAAGCUUCGCCCACUGGUAUAUGCACCGAUCGCAGGCGUUUCAACCCAUCAUUGAACUAUAUCCCAAAGACGGUGUGCUGGCCGAUGACGACUAUCCGACAAUCGUGUUUACUAGUGGUGCCGCGCUGUUGGCAAAUCAGCUAUACCACACAGGCAUGCUUCUGCUGCUGCAGAACAAGCCUCGAUUCGGGGACAAACCGAAUCAGAACUCGCCUUCGAUGUCGACUCUAUGGCACGCGCACCGCAUCUGUGGCAUUGCCAUCCAAAAUGACAGACCAGGCUGGUGGGACCCAUGUCUUGUCGCAUCUCUCAUUGUCGCGGGUCGUACAGCAACGCAUGCGAGUCAACAUAACGCAAUAGUCCGUACGCUUGAGUUUGUUCAGCGAUUGACUGGUUGGACCAUCCACCCAUAUGUUGAUCAGCUAAGAAGUGAGUGGCAGCUAGCAGAUGGUUGGUGAGAAUGCCGGUACUGCUUUAUCAUUUCCGGACGUCCGGACAUCCGAGACGGACUUGCUC
This is a messenger RNA of Macroventuria anomochaeta, 2088 nucleotides long. RefSeq lists its product as uncharacterized. The transcript has 4 exons. Gene Ontology annotation, cellular component: nucleus. Bases 135 to 2030 code for a protein of 631 amino acids. Gene Ontology annotation, biological process: positive regulation of transcription by RNA polymerase II. The record is from RefSeq and is a predicted model, not a curated record. Gene Ontology annotation, molecular function: transcription cis-regulatory region binding; zinc ion binding; DNA-binding transcription factor activity, RNA polymerase II-specific. Lineage: Eukaryota; Fungi; Ascomycota; Dothideomycetes; Pleosporales; Didymellaceae.